AUGCAGCUGGUCGACAACGACAUUUUCUUGACACAGUUGGCUGCGCUGUUUGAAUCGUCGAAGGAACGCGGGUCGAUAUGGCUCACACAUAAGCGACUGACUCACGAUGGCGAGGAUGUAUCUAUGGAGCAUAUAGAUGGGGAUAAGGAGUUGCCCACUCUGAUCAGGGUAACGGAUGGGAAGAAGACAAAGUUCUCCACACGAGUCGAACCGGGUCAUCUGGACCGAUUUCACAGCGCAUACGGCGCUCUCCUGAAAGCAUCCAUGACAACUCUCAGAAAGCGCGACAAGAAGCGAGAAAAGCAGCGCGCCGAGCAGCACGCCAUCCGCAAGAAGCGUCUCGCUGAGCCGAUCGACGCCGAGGGGCCGAAGAGAGGAUCUGGGAGAAAGAAAAGGCAGCGGCGGGUCAAGGCAGCGAUCAAGCAGCAGGAAGCUAAGCAGAAGAUGGCGGAGAGGGAGGAAGCUCACGCCAAGGGGAAAGAAACAUAG
Molecule: messenger RNA, 489 nt
Organism: Heterobasidion irregulare TC 32-1
Lineage: Eukaryota; Fungi; Basidiomycota; Agaricomycetes; Russulales; Bondarzewiaceae
Exons: 4
Coding region: 1-489 (162 amino acids)
Biological process (GO): SRP-dependent cotranslational protein targeting to membrane
Cellular component (GO): signal recognition particle, endoplasmic reticulum targeting
Molecular function (GO): 7S RNA binding; endoplasmic reticulum signal sequence receptor activity
Source: RefSeq, a predicted model, not a curated record